CUUAUCCUCCCCCCGUUCUCCGUUCUCUUUUCUGUCGCUGUGUCUGUCGCUCUCGUCGUCAAAGACUUGGCCUGAGUGCGGACUUGGCGGAGUACGAAUGCUAUAGCCCCGGCGCCUAUGCUUUCUUCUGUCUUCACCUUUGCGUGUGCUGUGCUCGUCGUCGUUGGAUGGCACAGCGUGUGCGCGCUCGACCCUCGAGCUCAUGCGAGAAGGACGACGAACGUGCCGCCCGUGCAUCGGCUCUUGCGCCGUGCAGGAAACACGACGGAGGCUGGAAUCACACCCUUGGCUAUAUCAGAUGACAAGCAGUCGUACUACGCUGUCCUCUCCGCGGGCGGCAUCUUCUUCCGCGCCGCGCUCGACACCGCGUCCGCCGACCUCUGGCUCAGCUCGUCCGAAUGCGAGACGAAGACGUGCAAGGCCGUCCCGCGCUAUCCGCUCUUUUACAACUCCCCCUCCUUCCAGACCGUCUCCGACAACGCGACCGCCUUCGACGUCAGCUUUUUGGACGGCACCGCUGCGUCCGGAUUCGUCGCGCGCGAGGCGAUCUCCGUCGCGAACAUAACCGUACCCGACCAGGCGUUCGGCGUCGUCACCGAGUCCAACGUGACGAUGGGCAGCGAGGUCAGCGGUAUCCUCGGCCUCGGCUUUCCCCGUCUCUCAAACAUCGCGGCGUCGACCGUCAACGCGACGCCGUUCAUGGCUAGCCUCGCGCAGCAGGGCAUGCUCAACUACCCCAUCUUCUCCCUCAGCCUUACCUAUAACUCGAGCGGUAGCAUCGCCUUCGGCGCCGUCGACUCGGAGAUCGUAACGAACGCGAGCGAGGUGGUAUGGAAUGAGGUUGCCGCGUUCGCGCCUUUCGGAACCGAGCGUAACACAUCGGGUUACCUCGAGUGGGCGAUACCGCUUCAAGGCAUUGCUGUGAACGGCACAGGUAUCACUCCUAAACCGACCUACCCCAACGGCACCUAUGAUUUCUCACUCGCCUUGCUCGACAUUGGUACUCCUGGCAUAUAUGGUCCUUGGCAAGACGUUGAACGCAUAUAUGCUCAAAUCGAAAACGCGCGGCUCGUCGACCAAAGCGGCCAGUGGGUCGUACCCUGCGACAUUCAAGAAAACCUCGCUUUCACCAUCGGCGGCUACAACUUCACCCUCAAGCCGACCGACUACCUCAUAGGGCCCGCCUCGGGCAACCCGAAUCUAUGCCUCUCCUGGCCGCGCGCGAGCUCUCCCUCGUCCGAUGGCGUCGACUGGCAGCUCGGCACCGCCUUCCUCCGCACGGUCUACAGCAUCUUCUCGUACGGGAUCGACGGCAAGGAGCCGCCGAUGGUCGGCCUCUUCCCGCUCUACAACGCCUCCGCCCCGGUCCAAUCGGUUGCGGAGGUUUCGGCUUUCCUGUCCUCCGCCUCAGCGACGGUCGCGACGACGCUGCCGAACUUCCUCGUGUCGACGCCGACGUUGAGCACGCCUGCAUAUACGUUCAACACCUCCGUCCGGGCUUCGGUUGGCGAGAUCGUCACCUCCGACCUCGCGACGUCGACGUACUCGGCCGUGCUCGUCACGGCCACCGCGGCGGACGGCAAGGGCGCGUCGUCGAUCCCGACCAUCGAGAUCUCGCCGAGCCUUCAGACGUUCGUGGUUACCGAUACGGCGGGGCACACGUCCACGUCGACCAGCGUCGCGCCGUCUAUCACGCUCGGUGUGAUUCCCGGGCGUGGCGCGAUCAGCGCCGCAAGCCGACCUCACGUAAUCGUGUUAUCCUCGCUGUCGAUCUUCGUCCUCAUCGCCGUGACGUUACUCGCAUGGAUAUUGUAGCAGUAUUUCGGCUAGCGCUCGUGCUUUCGUAUCUUUAUUUCCUCAUUUCCCUUUCUGUCCGCAUUUCUUCUCUUAGCAUCUUUCGCAUCUCCUUGGACUGGACUAUCCGUAUGUUUGGUAGCCACUCUGUUACUCAGCAGCGCAUCAUCUCAUAUUUUUGAACUCUCUCGACUUGUAAGGCUAGGCAUUUGAGUGCCAAGCUAGGAAGUUCGCGAUCCUUCCUCUCCCUCCUUCACGCUGCCCUCGUACUCCUUCCACCACUCCGGCUUGAUCGCCUCGCGCUCGGUCAUGAGCGCCCGCACCCGGUCCUCGAGCGAGCGCUUCAAUUUGGUCGGCUCCUUAUCUACGAUCGAGUCGCUCUUGCCGCUCCGCAACAAGUCGAGCCUGAUGGUGUGCGCGCCGUCGACUGCUGAGAUGGUCUUGAGCACUUCCCGGAGCGCCCAGGGCGCUUCGGCCGCGUCGAGCCAUCGCUCCGCCGCUACGAGCUCAUCCUCGGUCCAGACGCGCACGCGCGGGUCGUCCAUGUCGACGUUGUCCAGUCCAGGGACGGCGCCGAGGUCGGCAGUGGUGGCGAGCGUCUCGACCCACUCCGAGAGAGCGGGGAAGAUCUUGAGCGGGUUGAUGAGAGUAAGGAGUCGGAGGGAUGCGAAUUUAUGCGGAAGGCCGCGGGAGAGAGUGAGUAGGUCG
Messenger RNA from Punctularia strigosozonata HHB-11173 SS5, 2502 nucleotides. RefSeq names its product acid protease. Gene Ontology annotation, biological process: proteolysis. The record is from RefSeq and is a predicted model, not a curated record. The coding region runs from base 118 to 1815 and encodes 565 amino acids. Gene Ontology annotation, molecular function: aspartic-type endopeptidase activity. The transcript has 8 exons. Lineage: Eukaryota; Fungi; Basidiomycota; Agaricomycetes; Corticiales; Punctulariaceae.